Messenger RNA from Penicillium waksmanii, 381 nucleotides. Its product is annotated as nuclear transport factor 2 family protein. The coding region runs from base 1 to 381 and encodes 126 amino acids. The record is from RefSeq and is a predicted model, not a curated record. Lineage: Eukaryota; Fungi; Ascomycota; Eurotiomycetes; Eurotiales; Aspergillaceae. The transcript has a single exon.
AUGGCCGAACACAAAUAUCUCGACGUGGCAAAGCGCUUCUUCGACGCCUACAACGUAUCAGACAGCUCAACCAUAGCUGAAAUAGUGGAUCCUGAUUUACUCUGGGCGCACAGCAACCGCUUCAAAGGCCAAGGGCGCGACGCCCUUCUCAAGUCAAUUGAAGAAUACUCCGCAAAUGUUCCUGGAAGGGCUUUCUAUGCACCCGCGAGAUGGGCAGUAAAUGGGAAUGUUUUGUUUCUUGAGCACAAAUGGGAGGGAUUUCCCGCAAUUGAUGUGCCGACAUUCGGCUGGAUAGCAGGAACUCAAGCUUCCUUGGACUGCUUGAGCGUAUUGGUGUUUGAUGGGAAAGAUGUGAUCAUCGAAUGGACUGAUUAUGCUUAG